This is a messenger RNA of Drosophila simulans, 5861 nucleotides long. RefSeq lists its product as uncharacterized. Gene Ontology annotation, molecular function: S-adenosylmethionine-dependent methyltransferase activity; tRNA binding. The transcript is spliced from 5 exons. Gene Ontology annotation, biological process: tRNA wobble uridine modification. The record is from RefSeq and is a predicted model, not a curated record. Lineage: Eukaryota; Metazoa; Arthropoda; Insecta; Diptera; Drosophilidae. Bases 266 to 4465 code for a protein of 1399 amino acids. Gene Ontology annotation, cellular component: cytoplasm; nucleus.
GUUAGUACGCGACGUUGACUCCGAGAGAACGGACACGAGGGCAAACAAACGGCUAACGCAACGGGAUAAACGCUGAGACAGGACCUCUCACACACGCGCACUCAUACACACACACAAAAGUCCCAACUCGUCUAUAUAUAUUGUAUAUAUAUACGGUUAAGUGAAGCGCCAAGUGCCAGUGUCCUAGAAAUUAAACACAAUACGAGAAUAAAUUCAAAUCAAAGGCGAUAAUGGAAAAUUAAUUGGCCAUCGGCUUUGUUGUCGCAUGUUAUCAGCGGAACUGGCGUCCUCGACGGCUUUGUUGAAUGCGAGUUAUCAGCGCAGCAACGGCCCCGCAAAAGAUGAAGUUUGCCCCUCGACAAUAUAUGACAAGUGCCACACAACAACAGGAGCAGCAGCACCAGCAGCAGCAACAAUGACCAAGCAAUUGACAACGGCAACUGCAACAAAUGCGGCAUCCAGCAUAGGGCAAGCGGGUGAUUUGGCCCCCACAGUUAUAUCCCCAACCGCGCCAGCCACACUAGCGACGGGCGGAUCGGGCGGAGCAGGAGGAAACGGAGGGUGCUCCGGAGCAGGUGGAACCGUUUCACCUGUCAGCGAGGCAACAAAGACUGCGCCACCACCACAACCCGUUGAGGAGAAGCCCUCGAGUAGCGAUGCCAGUGGCAGAUCGGCGGCUCUGGAGCGUGCCUAUGUGCACGAUGUAUACGAGCACUGUGAGGAGCCAACGGGUCCCGUCCGACCACGUAUGGCCCACUUCCUCAGCGGGCUCGAUCCCGGCUCCGUGGUCUGCGACGUCGGCUGCGGCAGUGGGAGGUACCUCACCCAGUGCAAUCCGGCCAUCUGCACCAUUGGCGUGGAGCGAUGCUACCGCCUGAGCAAAGUAGCCCACGAAAAGGGCGGCGAGGUGGCACUGUGCGACAAUCUGGAACUGCCUUUCCGGGACGACAGUUUCGAUGCGGUGCUGUCGCUGGCGGUGGUGCACCACUUUGCCACCACAGAGCGACGUGUCCAGGCACUCAGGGAAUUGGCUAGGAUCCUUAGGAUCGGUGGUCGGGUUGUGAUCACCGUGUGGGCGCUGGAACAACGACAUCGGCGCUUCGAGUCGCAGGAUGUGCUGAUACCCUGGCAGCCACCAAAGAAUCGAAACUACUCCUACUCGGAUGAGGAGGACGACGACAAUUUCCAGCCGCCUUACCAUGCCUACACCGAGGACUCUACGAAUUCCAGUCGAUCAGCCGGAGAUGGCGAUAGCUCCAGCCUUAGUUCGUCUUCGCCGGGAGAAUCCUGCUACAGCUUUGUUCGCCGGGCCAUUCAGAAACUAGCCCGUGGACGCCGGCAUGCGUGGUUCAUGGACUCGUGGUCGUCAAAGGACACCAAGAACGACAGCAGCUUGGACUACGAAGAUGCCAAGGAUCUGCCCAUCGAGCUGCGUCGCCUAGAGGACUUUGAGGACUUCCCCGAUCCGCCACUAUCAGCCGGCCUCAAAUCCCGCAGCUUGGGUAGCAUUCUGCAGCCACCACCCCGCCAGAUUGUCCGCUCGCGCUCUAGUGUUCCCAGUCUGGGUGGUCCUCUGAUUCCUGGUGAAUCAAAGGCCAGUGCAGCGGCGCUGCUACUCAAUACUCCGGAGAGCCAGCAGCUUCAGCUGCAACUCCAGCUGAAUGGAAGGCAUUCACCCACCACCACGGCAAGUGCUGGGAAUACGUUGAGCAGAAGACCAAAGCUCAUCAAGCAAAAGCAGUCCUUGUGCGAUGAUGACGCCGCUACACCACCCGCCCCCGAAUCCUUUCAGGUGGUAAGCAGCCUGAAUAGCUCCAAUGGCGUGGUAAGCAGCAGUUUGUACACAAAGAGUGGCUGCUAUGCUGGGAAUUUCCAUCAGCAUGCCUCAGCGACGGCCACGCCUCCUUCGGGUGAUUCUGGUGAAGGAGGAGUCACUGGCGGACCCACUGGUGGGCCGACGUUCCUGCGCAAACAGAGUUCCCUGAACGAGGAUCUCAUGGCCUGCAAUCGGUUGAGAGAAAAGGAAAGGGUGCGCAAGCGCAUUCAAAAGCAAACUUCGCUGAAUGAAGCAUUCCUCUGCAGAUCAGCUCUGUUCUCCAAAAGAUUACAAGUAAUCCGUGAGGGUUUCACCACCAAAAUCAAGAGCUCGACUGGCAGCCUGGAAAGGGUGACCAAGACGGGCAUAAGUAAGCUGAUCCAAAACAUCAAGAGUGGACCGCAGGCGCAGCCGAAUCCCGUCCAGAACCCCGCUCAACUGGACAAAAAUGCCACGCUGAAUAAUAACAAUAAGCAGGGAGUGGCGGCGACGGCUCAUCAACACCACCAUCACCACCACCAUCCUGUUCAUCAUCUGUCCCACUUGAUUCUGCCUGCAUCCUCGACAUCGGGACCUGUGACGUACUGCAGCAGUGUGGAGUGCACCAUGGGCAAUCUCUGUCACUGCAGCCAGUACCAGCAAGAGUGUCCCGCCUGUGCGGAUGGCGCUCAGGGUGACAAGGCUAGAAGGCAUUCCCGGGAAUCCGGUUCGGACUCCUCCAAGGACAGCAGCCUGCAAUCGGACACUAGUAUUGAGUCCGAGGACAGCUUCGCUUCGGUCAUAUUCAUACCCAAGCCGGAGCAGCACCAGCAGCAGUUGAACUACCAGCAGCAGCACCAGAACUCUAACUCCAGCUCGAGCAACUCAUCCUCCAGCAAUGGACAAAGGGCACAAGGAGCCGCUGGUCGAGAUCAGGGGAUGAAUCCCGGCUCCCGAUUGCCGCCUACUCACUCAGUUCCAACGUCGCCGCUCAUCAUGCCCUGCCCUCCCACACCGGCUCAUUCCCCGGCUGCCAUCCAGGGCACGGUGACUUCUCCGCCUCAAUCCACAUCGGCCGUUUCCGCCGCCAUGGCCAUCUUGACGCCACCCUCGAAACCCGCCCGUUUCAGCUUCGAUGAGGCCCACAUCAAGCUGCAAAAGGAACAGCACGUAGAUCUGCAAAAGGAGCUACCCAAGGAGAAAAAGGAGCCGUUGAAGGAGCUGCCAAAGGAACCACUGAAGGAAUCGCCACCGGUGCGUAGGAUCACCCGCCAGGCCAUCAGAGAUCUGCCACCCAUUCCGAAAUUCCGGAAACAGCAAUCUCUGCAGCUGCAACGACAGAGCUUUCCCAUCGUUAGGAGAGCGUCGGGAUCGGGCGUGUCCACUUCAGCAUCCACCACAUCGCUGGCCACCAAGCUGCUCUCCUUGGAGCUCUUUAAUCCGGCCACCGAUGAUCUGGACAGCGAUUCCAGUGAGCCCUCCUCCCCCGAUUCCAUAGACAGUGUUAUAAGUGCACCAAGAUCGGCCAAAGUGCCCUCGGGAAGUGAGGAAGGAGAAGCCGCCUCCGCGAACUCCAAUUCGGCCUCGCAGGACGAAGGAGAGCCCAGCUUGGCGCAGAUCAUCAGUCUGCAGCAGGAGCAGUACCAUAAAGGGGAGCUUCAGAUCAAUACUUCCCGCUCCCAGGCCGAAGAUGAUAUAAUCCUGAAUGCAGACAGUGCUCCUCUGCUCCCCGAAAAGAGGGAGGCCGCUCAGAAGCAGGAUUGUGCGGAAUUCGCGGAGCAGCUAAGUGCCCAACUGCAGCGGGAACUGGAUGACAAGACCAAUCGAACUGAGUGCCGGUAUCUGGAUGGGAUCGGAAUGGGAGAUCUAUCCGAGAUCUUGGGUGGCGGUAAGAAGCGCUCUAAUGGUGAUCUGAGUGCUUUCCGGGAUGAGCUCAGGGAACGUCGCUUGAUGCUUGCUAACCUCUCCACGCAGCCAAGUCUGCAACAAUCCCCGGUGAGCUCAUCCACCUCAUCACUAUCCUCCCAAACCCGCAGCUUCACCAUCCAGGAAGAGGAUGGUGAGGAAGAGGAGGAGGAGGAGAACGAAUCCAGCUACUCACUAGGCGUUUAUGAGCACUGCAAGAUCUCCAAGUUCAACUACAAGAGGAAUCGACACUAUCAGCUGAAUCCGGAGACAGCCUACCUGCUGCAGGACGAUGGGGAUAGUGAUGUGCGCGAGGAUGAGGACGAUGUCAUUCCAGAGGAGGAAGAGCAGGAGGAACAGGAUGAGGAUGCAGAGGCAGAGGCUCUGGAGGCCCGAGGUGGUGAUCAGUUGGGCGAAGGCAUGUCGGACUAUGGCCAGCGCAGGCGCAACAUGGCUGCCCUGAAGGUCCAACCACCGACGACCCAGCAGCAGCAGCAACCUCAGAAGGAGCCAAGCCAGGCACCGAAUCUCCAGCAGCGGCCCUCCAACGAUUCCCUGGAGCACUCGAACAGCUCCACCAACUCCCUGGACAGUCCCUCCCAGGGCGGAGCCAGCACUCACCACCGCUACUACCAUGUGUUCCGCGAGGGCGAGCUGGACGCACUGAUCAACCACCAUGUGGCCAGCCUGCAUAUCGUUAGCUCCUACUACGAGCGGGCCAGCUGGUGCGUGGUAGCCGAGAAGGUUCAGGUGUGGACCAUCUAAGCACCCAACUCUCGAACGGGGAUUCAAAACGAAACUUAAGUUUAUUUGCUAUUACUGGGACCGAAGCAUGUAUACCAAAUAUUUAAAGAUACUUUACUUUGAGUUACAUUUUUUUAUACGAAUCAAAUAUAUUUUAAGUUGCACUUGAAUAUCUUUUUAGGACAUUCGAAAUCCAAUUAGCUUUUUUGAUUUUUUCGAGGCGUAGUUGACCCGUUUGAAUCCCUGCUCUUAAACAAAUGCCCAUUUCCUAGCUGUAGUCUCUGAUCUGAUGCCCCCAAAGGAAUUGUUAAAUUUAGUCUAUUACUCUAGUCGGCUGGCGAUGCGGGGCGGGGAAGGCCCGUCCUGCUACCCAGCACUAAUUUAUUGUUAGCAGGCCUGCUCAAGGACGCGAACGCAGGAUUGCACUGCAUUGAAAUACAAUUUCAAAGGAAAACGUAGCUCUAAGAACGAAACCAAUCGAAUCGAAACAACGCAAGCUAAAUACAAAUCUUACUAGUUAUACGAACAUAUUCUAUUUACAACGAUCAUCUGUUUGUAUCUUGCGCUAUCUGCAGACUAAGUUUCAAGCACUUUAUUGCUAUAAUUUCGAAGCGAAUAAUCAUCAAACGUCCAUUGCAGCCAACAUAUACCACUUAUACAAGAGAAAAUCAAGAUACCAGUUAAGCAGCUAGAAAAAAGAAAUAUAGCAACUACAUGCAUGUGUACACUCCUUAAAACUGCAAAGUUAAUAGAACUCUCUAAAAAUAUCAAUAACUGCAUUUAAAUCUACGAGAGAACCGUACAUAUAUCGAAUGCAAAGUAAAAUCAAAAGUAUAUACACUAAACAGUUUAAGAAGCUCUUUCCGCAAGCUCACAAUUUUCCACAUAUAUAUAUUUUUCACCUUUUUAAAGCACUUUUUAUUUACUUUACUUGAUUGGAUAAAGUACCCAACUCACUUCCCAAAAACGGCCAAUAAGACGAUUGUAACAUAAGCCUAUGCCUAAACUUAAAUUUUUGUCAGCUUAAGAAGGGUUAUUUGAAAAAUAACGCAAACAUUUUCAAUAAAACCAAAUAUAUACAUAUAUAUACCUAUACGCGACUGUACAUGUGUUUUUUAGCUAGCUAAACUAACUUUAUACCGUAAAAUAAUAGAACAAUUGAAUAAAUAUUAACUAACGUUGGACGCAACACUAAAUUACAACAGAUAGAACUCGAUUUGAACCUAUUACUGCUCGAAAUGCUGAAACAUUAUAAACAUUAAGUAUUGCUGGAAAAUAUGUAUAAUUUGCACAGAGCCAAAAAGGCACACUCAAACGGAAUAAACACAAAACCCAAGCUACAAAACCAUCUGAAAUAUUUAAUAUUGAUAAUUUGUAAUGCAUUAACAACAACAUUAAAUAAACUAAUAAUACUUAC